Anopheles funestus (African malaria mosquito) is the source of this 1813-nucleotide messenger RNA. Its product is annotated as cysteine sulfinic acid decarboxylase. The record is from RefSeq and is a predicted model, not a curated record. Gene Ontology annotation, molecular function: carboxy-lyase activity; pyridoxal phosphate binding. Gene Ontology annotation, cellular component: cytoplasm. The transcript is spliced from 4 exons. Gene Ontology annotation, biological process: carboxylic acid metabolic process. Bases 167 to 1762 code for a protein of 531 amino acids. NCBI's taxonomy places the organism in Eukaryota, Metazoa, Arthropoda, Insecta, Diptera, Culicidae.
UCUUCGUUGAACAGCCGCUUUGUCGCACCGAUAAGUAGCACGGUGAAAACGAGAAAUCGUGAUAGAUCGAACACCAGACGUUGUCGAGCUACCGAACACAGUGCAGUGCGUGCAGUGCAUCUGGAGUCCAAUCUCCAAAGGAAAGGUGAUUCUCUAAAGCAAAACGAUGGCCUCAGACAACAGAAACUGUGAGUCGGAAAAGCAAGUUGAGGUACAGCUAAACGGCCAUACUUCAACACCGAAAAAUGGUCCACUUAGGGCCGAAGAUGAGUGGACAAUUCUGGAACAUGUAUUCCGAGUGCUGGCUGACGAGGGUUACCUUGGUCCCGAGACACACCAGAAGCCGGUGGUUACGUUUGAAUAUCCGGACGAUUUACAGAAGUUGAUUCACUUCCCAAUGGAUGAAAAGACACCGAAUAGUGCGGCAACGGUCGAACGAAUUAUCCGGCAAGUGUUGCAGUAUUCUGUCCGCACCGGUCACAAUCAUUUCCACAAUCAACUGUUUGCCGGUGUCGAUCCGUACGGAUUGACCGGAAGCUGGAUUACGGAGGCGCUCAAUACCAGCCAAUAUACAUUCGAGGUUGGACCAACGUUUACGCUGAUUGAGGAUGCGGUCAUCGACAAAUGCUUGCGAAUGUUCGAUUUCGGUGAUGGCGAUGGAAUCCUCUGUCCAGGUGGUUCCAUGUCCAACAUGUACGCUAUGGUUGCGGCCCGAUAUCGCACGGUGCCGGACGUAAAGCGUAUCGGUGUAUCAAAUCUUGCGGAACCUUUGGUUGUGUUCACAUCCGAAGAUGCCCAUUAUAGCAUUACCAAGGGUGUACACUGGCUUGGGAUUGGAUUGAACAAUCUGGUCAAGGUAAAAAGUGACCGCCGAGGAUGCAUGAUACCGGAAGAGCUCGAGCUAGCCAUCCAGAGCGUGCUUGACUCUGGCCGGAAACCAUUCUUCGUUAAUGCAACGGCCGGUACAACCGUUCUCGGAGCGUUCGAUGAUUUUAAUCUCAUCGCCGAUGUUUGCCAACGGUACGGCAUUUGGCUACACAUAGACGCUUGCCUUGGAGGUACCGCCAUUCUGUCUCGCCGUCACAAAUAUCUACUAAAUGGCGUUAAUCGUGCGCAAUCGCUUGCCUGGAACCCGCACAAAACACUCGGCGCUCCACUGCAGUGUUCGAUUUUCCUUAUCAAGGAACGUGGCCUGCUGCAUGAAUGCAACGCGGCCAAGGCGGACUAUCUGUUCCAGCAGGAUAAGUUCUACGACAUUUCGUACGAUACGGGCGACAAAAGUGUGCAGUGUGGCCGAAAGGUAGAUGCGUUCAAGUUUUGGCUCAUGUACAAGGCGCGCGGUUCGGACGGACUGGAAGCGCUCGUCGACAAUGCCUUUGAGUGUGCCCGGUCAUUACACGAACAGCUUCGAAACAGGACCGGUUUUCGCUUGGUGUUGGAAGAGUUUCAAUAUACCAACAUAAGUUUCUGGUACGUGCCAUCGUGGAUGCGAGUAGCCGGACCAGAACACGAGACGAGCGAUUGGUGGCAACGGUUGUACAGCAUUACGGCAGAUAUAAAGGAACAGAUGGUAAAGUGUGGAACCGUGCUGGUCGGUUACGUUCCGCUGCUGCAUAAAGGGAUAGGUAAUUUCUUCCGCAUGGUUGUUACUUGUCAUCCGCGGCCAACGCCCGAAACGAUGCAGUACAUUAUUGACGAAAUCGAACGUGUUGGUGAGGACUUGAUGCCACAAAAGGGAGCCUGCUUGUCAAGAAAAUGCUAAAAUUAUAAAUUAUCAUAAAUACAACAAAUGAGUACUGUAAACAACACAAAA